CUAGACUGAUGGGAAACAAUACCAUAUUUACAUACUUCUACCUUUUAGCAUUUUCCAGGGAAGGAGAGAAGCAGCCAACACUUUUUAUAGCCUUUUUCUUUAUGUACAUGUUUGGGGUCCUGGGGAAUCUGAGUAUAAUCACAGUUACAUGCAGUGAUGCUCACUUACACACCCCUAUGUACUUUUUACUGGCCAACCUGUCCUUUAUAGACAUCUGUUACACUACAACAACCCUCCCCAAACUGCUGCACAUCCUACUCACCGGCAAUAAUAUCAUCUCCUUCCCAGAGUGCUUCACUCAGAUGUUCUUCUACUCAAUAUCAGCUCAAAGUGAAAUUAUUUUGCUGGCCUUCAUGGCCUAUGAUCGCUACGCUGCUAUCUGUGAUCCUCUGAAAUAUCACCUCAUAAUUAACAUUAGAAAAUGUGCCCAGGUUUUGGCAGCCAUCUGGACAUCUUCACUUCCAAAUGCUCUUUUGGGUUCUUCGAUUAUUUUAGAGUUACAUUUUUGUGGUUCCAACACAAUCGACCAGUUCUUCUGUGACGGCAAAUAUAUGACAAAAAUCUCCUGUGAGGCAGUUAGUAUCAACUAUUACCUGUUUUUUGGCACAAUGAUUUAUGGAGUCCUCCCAUUCCUGCUCUGUGUAGCUUCUUAUACCAAAAUAAUCCAAAGCAUUUUAUACAUUAAGUCGUCAUCUGGUAGGAAAAAAGCCUUCUCCACCUGUUCCUCCCAUCUCACUGCCCUCCUUCUGUUCUACGGAGCCGCAUCAUGGAUGUACAUGGCACCAGAAAACUCACAGCAACUAGACCGUAUCAUCACUGUGAUUUUUACAGCUAUGACUCCUAUGCUGAACCCCCUAAUUUACAGUCUCAGGAAUAAGGAGAUAAAAAGAGCAAUAAAAAACAUUUUUUCUUGAUAAUAUUUAGAAUAAUUACAAUUUCUAUCAAAGGUUCUGGUCUCUGGUCUGCCACUGUGUACUAUAUAUUCACCCUGCCUUUGUUUAUAUUUUUCUGUGUUGCUUUGCUGUAAACUGUUAGUUGACCACUAAUGAAGCUCCACCUGAAUGUGGCUUCUUCUAUGUGGGUGCUGUGUAUAGUAAAUCUGUCUAUGUGUGUAUUUAAUAGCACAGCAAGACCAAUAGAAAUGUGAUUUUGCCCACAGAUAUUAUUAUUCAGAGAAAAAUAUAUAAUUGCAUUGGUUUUAUCCCUACAGCAGGCAAUGAGGAUGCUUGAUUUUGUCAUAAAUUAAGAAAUAAACAUUUGCUGAGAAUGGCAUAUAAUAGUCAUUAUAUUUUAAAGAGCCAUCAAAAAUGUAUUGGCAAUGUCAGAAACUAAUUUUCAACAUAAAACAUUAUUAUGUUAGUACUAGUCAUUCCGUACCCUUACCUCAGGCUUUUAGAAGCCUCCAUUCCCAAAUGUUGGGGCGUUUACAAUUUUGAGAUAUUUCUAUAAAGCUCCUAUACCUUUCUAUAAAGCCAAAUAAAACCAUAUCUAAUUCUACAAACAGUAUUUAUGGUUCCCAGAUCUUAACAAAUGUAUCAUAGGUAUCAUUGUAACUAUUGAGUUUUUCCAUUCACAUUACACCCAUUUCUGUUAUCCAUUCUUAUAUAUGAGGAUUUAUCUUUGUUAUUCAAAAUUGUGGGAUAAUAUCCCUUCCCCCAACAUGAAACCCA
Messenger RNA from Xenopus tropicalis (tropical clawed frog), 1670 nucleotides. It is a transcript of the gene or13aq1h, whose product is annotated as olfactory receptor family 13 subfamily AQ member 1H. Gene Ontology annotation, molecular function: olfactory receptor activity; G protein-coupled receptor activity. The record is from RefSeq and is a predicted model, not a curated record. Bases 9 to 914 code for a protein of 301 amino acids. Lineage: Eukaryota; Metazoa; Chordata; Amphibia; Anura; Pipidae. The transcript has a single exon. Gene Ontology annotation, cellular component: membrane; plasma membrane. Gene Ontology annotation, biological process: G protein-coupled receptor signaling pathway; detection of chemical stimulus involved in sensory perception of smell; signal transduction.